AUGUCGUCCAUCGCGCGUCGAGGACUCCGCGCGGCCGCGGCCGCGGCGAACGCCGCGUCGUCGUCGCGCGCGGCCGUCGCGCCCGCGGCCGAGGUCGGCACCGCGUCGAUCGCGUCGACGACGACGCGAACGCUCGGGGGGGGUCCUCUCGGCGCGACGCGCGCGCUCGCGACGACGACGACCGCGGCGCUCGCCUCCGCCGCCGCCCGCGCCGCCGCCCCGACGUCCGCCCUCGCGUCGUCGCAGCCGCCGCCGCCGCGCGGGUUCGCCUCCGCCGCCGCCGCGCGUCUCCCCGCCGCGCCGCUCACGCCGGAGGAGAUAAAGACAAAGUCGGACGACAUCCAAGACGCGUUCGCGGAGGCGAGAGAGGAGAUCGAGGCCGCGAUGGAGGCGACAGGGACGACGUACUUCAACGAAGAGGCGGAGUACGCGCGGGAGUGCGUGGAGAAGGUGUUGGGGGAGUACUACGCGUUGUGCGACGCGCUUCCGGAGGGCGACCGCGCCGCGUUUCAACGCGCGAACGGGAUGAAGAUGGAGCAGCUCAAGGCGGAGCUGAAGCAGAUCGAUCACGCGCACGACGAUCACUGA
This is a messenger RNA of Micromonas pusilla CCMP1545, 588 nucleotides long. RefSeq lists its product as uncharacterized. The record is from RefSeq and is a predicted model, not a curated record. The transcript has a single exon. Lineage: Eukaryota; Viridiplantae; Chlorophyta; Mamiellophyceae; Mamiellales; Mamiellaceae. The coding region runs from base 1 to 588 and encodes 195 amino acids.